AUGAGUACUAGCAUUCUAGAGUUCAUACUUGAAAAUGGCAACGCCAUUCCACUUCUUGGAUUCGGCACAGCUGAACAUCCCUUUGGCAGCUCCUCGGGAACCAUGAAAGAAACUUUCCUCCAUGCAAUCAAACUCGGUUAUCGGCACUUUGAUUCGGCUGCUAUUUACCAGUCCGAGCAGCUCCUCGGGGAAGCCAUACAUGAUGCUCUAAACCUUGGGUUAAUCAAAUCCAGGGACGAACUCUUCAUCACUUCCAAGCUCUGGUGCAGUGACGGGCACCACGAUCGUGUCCUCCCUGCAGUGCAGAAAACUCUCAGCAAUCUGAAGUUGGAGUACGUUGAUCUGUAUCUGAUUCACAUACCGGUAAGCUUGAAGCCAGGGGAGAUUGGAUUAUCCUUUAAGAAAGAGGACAUCCUUCUGAUGGAUAUAAAGUCUGUAUGGGAAGCUAUGGAGAACUGUCAAAAGCUGGGUCUGGCCAAAUCAAUUGGUGUAAGCAACUUUACCAGGAAAAAGCUUGAAACCCUCCUUUCCACAGCAAAGAUCCAUCCAGCCGUCAACCAAGUGGAGAUGAACCCGUAUUGGCAACAGAAGCAGUUGAGAGAGUUUUGUGAGAAAAAGGGUAUACAUAUCACUGCCUACUCUCCCUUGGGAGCCAAAGGAACAUUUUGGGGUUCAAACUGGAUAAUGGAAUGUGAGGUUCUAAAAGAGAUUGCCAGCGCUAAAGGAAGAACUAUUGCACAGAUUUCAUUAAGAUGGGUAUAUGAGCAAGGUGUUAGUGUUGUUGUGAAAAGCUUCAACAAAGAGAGGAUGAAAGAAAACCUAGACAUAUUUAAUUGGAACCUGAGCUUGGAGGAGUUACAGAAGAUAAGCCUAAUUCCACAGCGCAAAGGAUAUUCUAUAACUGAAUUCAUCUUUGAUGAAGGUCCAUAUAAGUCUCUUUUGGAUUUUUGGGAUGGAGAGAUUUAGCUCUGUUAGGA
This is a messenger RNA of Juglans regia (Persian walnut), 977 nucleotides long. Its product is annotated as non-functional NADPH-dependent codeinone reductase 2-like. The transcript has 4 exons. Gene Ontology annotation, cellular component: cytosol. Gene Ontology annotation, molecular function: aldose reductase (NADPH) activity. Bases 1 to 966 code for a protein of 321 amino acids. NCBI's taxonomy places the organism in Eukaryota, Viridiplantae, Streptophyta, Magnoliopsida, Fagales, Juglandaceae. The record is from RefSeq and is a predicted model, not a curated record.